AUGUGCGGUAUCUGCGUCUCCAUUUCGUUUGCUCAGGGGAAGGCAUCGGAUGUAGACUCUACAGGCAGAGAUCAUGUAUACGAUACUCUGAAGAAGGAGCUGCAACUAGCGAAUGCUGCGAGAGGACCUGAUGCGCAGAGAUCUCACAUAGAGAACCUCACCGGUACCGCAGCCUGUGGACUGUCCCUUGAAUGCUACUCUUCCGAGCUUUGGCUACGAGGUGAUUCUCCCAUCGUUCAGCCGCACGUACAUCCCGACACGGGCAAUGUGCUUUGCUGGAAUGGAGAGAUUUUCGACGGCUUGAACAUAAGCGUCCAUGAGAACGACGGCGCGCGGCUAAGCGCCGCCCUGUCCAGCCUAUCCUCCCCCGAACAACUCGUCGAGUUAUUCGGCGCUCUUGAAGGGCCAUACGCUUUCGCGUUCUAUCACCGUGCGUCCCGCCGUCUAUUCUUCGCGCGCGAUCCGCUCGGCCGCCGGAGUCUGUUGCUGCACACGCCGACGAGGGAGCGCCCCUGGUUCUUUCUUGCUAGCUCGUCUGCUGGGACAAGGGACGGCUAUGAGUUAGCUGAAAUCGACACGGGAUGCUUCUAUGCACUCGAUCUGGGUGGAGUCGUUGAAACUGAGGAUCCAGUCUCGCAGUUUUCGAGCUUCUUGCAAGAGCUUCCUCGCAGCAUUCCCGCAGAGGAUAUCCAAAGAUUACGAUAUGCUUUGCCAAUACGUACCAACGGCGUACCUCCGCCCGCGGAGCAUGAGCCCACUUUGGGCAGUGUAGCGGAGAUCCCGGAUUAUCUCGCUGAACCAGUAAAUCAACUGAUAGCGCAUCUGGACACGAGCUCCAGGUUGCGCGUCGAAAAUAUCCCUGCUCCUGCCAUAGCUAGCAGUGCUCGCGUCGCGGUCCUGUUCAGCGGUGGUAUCGAUUCGACCAUGUGCGCGUUCCUUGCCCAUAGACAUGUCCCCAUGGAUGAACCAAUAGACCUAUUGAAUGUCGCAUUCGAGAACCCGCGAAAGCUGCAGGCUCGGCCGAAACGCAAAGGGAGGCAACCGCUCGUAGAAGAGAAGCGCGAAGUCGACUAUAUGGUUCCGGAUCGGGAGACUGGGUUGCAGGAGGUUGAAGAACUGAGAAGGAUAUGUCCAGGAAGGACAUGGAACUUCGUGGAGGUCAAUGUUCCGUACGCAGAGUACCAGGCGUCAAGACCAGUAGUGGAGGCUAUCAUCUGGCCGCGAAAUACAGUCAUGGAUUUGAGCUUGGCAAUGGCACUGUACUUCGCCGCUCGCGGGCUCGGGCAAGUGAGAGAUCCACCCGCAGGAGAGCCGCGUCCAUAUCAUAGCACAGCCCGCGUAUUGCUGAACGGGCUUGGAUCUGAUGAACUGUUGGGCGGAUAUGGUCGCCAUCGCACUGCAUACGUCCAACAGGACGGAUGGAAGUCGGUCAUCGAAGAGCUUCAGUUGGACCUCGACCGCAUACCAACCCGCAACAUGGGCCGAGAUGACCGCGUCAUCUCAUCCCACGGCAAAGAAGCGCGUCACCCCUUCCUCUCUCUAGACGUCGUCAACUUUCUCGCUAGUCUGCCCGUACACCACAAGAUGGACCCGAGGCUUCCGAUGGGCGUUGGUGACAAGAUGCUACUACGCUUGGCGGCGUAUAAGUUGGGCUUGAUAGAGGCCAGUACGAGGAAAAAGAGGGCGAUGCAGUUUGGCAGUCAUUCUGCGAGGAUGGAAGUAGGGACGCCCAAUAAUGGCGGCGCACGAUUACUUGAAUAG
Messenger RNA from Peniophora sp. CBMAI 1063, 1761 nucleotides. The record is from the annotation of a GenBank genome assembly. Lineage: Eukaryota; Fungi; Basidiomycota; Agaricomycetes; Russulales; Peniophoraceae.